GCGCCGCCGUGGAGGAGACGGCGCGGGCGGCCGGCUGCAGCGUCGCCCAGAACGGCGGCUUCUUCCGCAUGGACACGGGCGAGUGCCUGGGGAACGUGGUGAGCGACGGGCGCCCGGUGAGCAGCGCCGGGGGGCUGCAGAACGCGCAGUUCGGGAUCCGCCGCGACGGGACUCUGGUCACCGGGUACCUGUCUGAAGAGGAGGUGCUGGACACUGAGAACCCGUUUGUGCAGCUGCUGAGUGGGGUCGUGUGGCUGAUCCGCAAUGGAAGUGUCUACAUCAACGAGAGCCAGGCGGCCGAGUGUGAUGAGACGCAGGAGACAGGUUCUUUUAGCAAAUUUGUGAAUGUGAUGUCAGCCAGGACAGCAGUGGGACAUGACCGGAAGGGGCAGCUGGUGCUCUUCCACGCAGAUGGGCAGACGGAGCAGCGGGGCGUUAACCUGUGGGAGAUGGCAGAGUUUUUGCUGAAACAGGACGUGGUCAACGCCAUCAACCUGGAUGGAGGGGGCUCCGCCACCUUCGUGCUCAACGGGACCUUGGCCAGUUACCCAUCAGAUCACUGCCAGGACAACAUGUGGCGCUGUCCACGCCGCGUGUCUACUGUGGUGUGUUUGCACGAGCCCCGCUGCCAGCCACCUGACUGCAGCGGCCAUGGGACCUGCGUGGAGGGGCGCUGCCGGUGCACAGGGCGCUUCUGGCAGGGUGCUGCCUGCGACCAGCUGGACUGUGGCCCCUCCAACUGCAGCCAGCACGGGCUUUGCACGGAGACUGGCUGCCGCUGUGAAGCCGGAUGGACAGGGUCCAACUGCAGUGAAGCCUGCAGCAACGGCUCCUUCGGGGAGGACUGUGCCAUGAAGUGCCAGUGUCAGAAUGGAGCUGCCUGUGACCCGGUGGGGGGGACCUGCACCUGUGCUCCUGGUUUCACUGGACACACCUGUGAGCAGGAGUGUCCCCUAGGCUGGCAUGGGCCAGGCUGCCAGAGGCAUUGUGAGUGUGAGCACCAGUGUCCGUGUGACCCCCAGACCGGCAGCUGCAGCCUGGCCCGGGCGCCAGCCCUUAACAGCAUCCUCUCCCAAGUGAAGCAGUGUCUCCGGCCGUCUGAGGCCACCCUGAGGACAGGAGGACUCUCCCUUCUCACCGGGACCACCUGGCUGGCCCUCACCUUGGCCCUCGUUUUCCUUCUGCUGAUCAGCACGGUGGUGAACGUGUCCUUGCUCCUGGGCUCCAGAGCGGAGCGGAGCCGGCAUCUGGAUGGGGCCUACGUUUACCACCCCCUGCAGGAGAUGAACGGGGAGCUGCUGGCAGGGGAGAAGGAGCAGCAGGGGGAUGCCCACAACCCCUUCAAGGACUGAAGCUGCCCGAUACGGUCGUCGUUCUGCAAAGGAGGUUUCAAGGCCUCUGACCAUCUGGGUGAUCUCAGCCCUGGUGCAAGCCAAGCUUCUGAUAGCAUCUGUGCCUCAGCCCCUCAUCUGGCCCUGGGCCCUCACCUGGUCACCUGCCGUGACCCGAGCAACCCUCGCGGUACAGUGCUCCCCACAGAGACCCCCUCCUGCCCUGCCUGCCUGUGUCUGCUGCCCGUGGGGCCUGCGCCGCUGCCAGAGAGCCUCCGGCCUCCUGAAGCAGGAGCCGCUAGCGAUGGAACUCGCCGUGACCGCACCACGACCGAGUGGCAGGGUCCAGCCAGUCCCCCUGGGCAGGGGUGGAUUAAAGAGACAAUGGCCACAUCACGGGAUCCUUUUCCACAGACGUCAUCUUGGAAUUUGCCACUUGGAAUUCUACUUCCUGUCAUAGGAAGCUGCUUGGAGGGGACGGGAUGAAAUCAUGUUUACAAGCUCUCCAUUUUGGCAUCCGGCCGCCAGGAGAGGUUUUCUAUCACUUGAAUAAAUUGAUGUAAUAAAAGGAGCCCCGGGUGGAGUCUGA
Molecule: messenger RNA, 1920 nt
Organism: Suricata suricatta (meerkat)
Lineage: Eukaryota; Metazoa; Chordata; Mammalia; Carnivora; Herpestidae
Gene: NAGPA
Product: N-acetylglucosamine-1-phosphodiester alpha-N-acetylglucosaminidase
Exons: 10
Coding region: 69-1352 (427 amino acids)
Source: RefSeq, a predicted model, not a curated record